This is a messenger RNA of Lepidothrix coronata (blue-crowned manakin), 963 nucleotides long. RefSeq names its product opioid growth factor receptor-like. The transcript is spliced from 6 exons. Bases 318 to 944 code for a protein of 208 amino acids. Lineage: Eukaryota; Metazoa; Chordata; Aves; Passeriformes; Pipridae. The record is from RefSeq and is a predicted model, not a curated record.
GCUGGCUGCCCCUCGUGCAAAAGCAUCGGCUCAGCCACCGGCCAGAAUUGUGAUUUCACAGCUUUGAUGACAGUGUCAGCAGAGAGGAUUCUGUGCAUCACAUCAGGGAAAGAGCCCCAGAGCCUGGGAUAGGGAGGGAGCAGCUGGGGGGAAGGCAAUGGGACCGGCUUUAUUCUGGAACACGUUUGCAUUGCUGCUUUGGUUUCUGUGCUCAGCACCAGGAGCUGAAUGUGUUUUGUCCAUCCUUGAACAGCCAGCACCGCUGUGAGCAGCCCCAGACCCCUCCAAGCAACUGAAGCCGUGAGCAGUAGCUGCAGAUGCCCCCACCUCUGGAGCGUGAGCCUGUGGAAAAGGAGGCACCUCAGGAAGACCAUCAGGCAGUGCCAGUCCCUGGGGAAAACACCGGGGCCGUUCAGCCAACAGGAGUGUCAGGUCCAGAGUAUCAAGACGGAAAGGGACAAUCUUCCCAGGACACAUCCAAAGUGCUACAUGAAAUCCUUGGACAGCUGAAGACGAUAGCACGAGGUGUGAACAGCCUCAGCCUCAACAGCGCCGUGGAUGGCAGAAGAUUCACCAGCACUGUGGUGGGCAGGGCAGACCCAAACCUUGUGGAUGGCAGGACAGACCCAAUUGCUGUGGUGGGCAGGGCAGAUCCAAAUGCUGUUGAUGGCGGGACAGACCCAAACACUGUGGAUGGCAGGACAGAUCCAAACGCUGUGGUGGGCAGGGCAGACCCAAACUCUGUGGGUGCUGAUACCUUCCAGACGUACUGCAUAGAAGGCAUCGUGGCUGUCCUGGGCUCAAUUCUGCUGGGGAUGGCAUUGUAUUGUGUAUUCCACUUGUGGAGGAAGAGGAGAAAGCGCCUCGCAGCUUCGAGAGCCGGCUCUGAGCGCCCCAACAGCCGGGCAGAAGCCAGCAGAAUAUUUGCAGGAGCGUUUAAAUAAAGAUCAGCAACACAAUCGA